CAACAAAAAGCUAUGGAACGUUGUCACUGUGAGUGUAGCCUGUUUGCAUCAGCCUGUUUGCAUAAGUUCCGCCUGUUCAGUUGACAACGCUGAAAUGAAAGUGAAAGUGUCCAAGCGAAACGAGAUUCUAGAACUUCUAAGUAAUGUAGGCUAGUUCUAUGGCAGAAACAGUGCCCUGUUUUGGAGUAACUUAAAACAUGAUUUUUAGUGUACUUCUUCAUGUGCUGUUUUUCUCAGCUGUCCACCUGCAGUCUAUUCACGAGGUCCCUUGGUUGCCAUGCCAGUUUGUAGAUGAACAUUUCCAGUUUGACUCAGAUGGACACAGAGAAGCCAGAUAUGAACAUCGAAAUGCCGUGCUGCAGUUUGGUCAGCAAGGGGAUAGGCCUGUACAUUCUGAAGUUAUAACCUUCCUUAUAACAGGAUCUAAGGUGGACAUGCGGCGAUAUGUUAAAGGAGAAGUUGACAGUCUCCUGUGUGAGGUCCGACGGCACAACACGAGUGUCGUGGCGCGCUGGCCUGGCCAUGGUGCACAGGAGCAUGACACCUGGUUUACCUGCACUCUGCGUCACAACGAAGGCCUAUACGUGGCCACUACCUUCCUCAGACACAGUCCUUCCGACAUCAAUGCGCCACGGCCAGAGUCUGGAAUCUGGGCAACCAUUGCAGAUCGAGAAACUGUCAUCACCUCAGCUGUGAUGGUCGUAUCGAGCAGCACCCCCACUGUGAACGUUGGCCUGGUGAAAGAGCAGAUGUUGAACUGCGAGUUCGCCGUGGACCACAAGUCGCCCCGCAUCACCGUGGAGUGGCGGCUUCAGCGCAGGGGGGAACGCACCAAGCUGUUCAGCUACUCGGGCCACACUGGCCAGGUGGAGGGCAGCGGGGUCGCCGUGAAGGCCAUCGGCAGGGGGGACGCCUCCCUCAAGAUCCCCCUGACCAAGCACGCCAGCGAGGGCACGUACAUCUGCUCGGUGUACGUUCCGCCACUCUACGGCAGCCACGACAUCGCCCUGCACAUCAUGGAGCCGCCACGUGUGUCCCUGACUGUGAGUGCAGAGCUGUCAUUGGCUGUGGGUGAGGAGCAGAAGGUGUUGUGCGAGGCGGCGACCUACUACCCUCUCGACGUGCGCAUGGAGUGGCUGAAGGAGUCAACGGUGCCGGGAGCAAGCCGCAUGCCAGAGGUGUUGAAGCAGGUCCUGUUCUCCAGCCACCGUCACCACCUGGAUGGCACCUACUCCCUCUCCGCCUUCUUCCUGCUCAAGCCCUCGCUGCAGGACUCAGGCUACCGCUACACCUGCCGGGUGGAGCACGCCUCGCUCCAGUACCCCAUACGCAAGAGCUUCACCCUCACCGUCACUGAAAAUGAUUCACUACUGUGGUACGCUCUCCCUGUUGUUGUUAUUGUGGUUCUAUUCGGAAUACUGGUGCUGCUGCUCUCCAAGCUAAAUGCAAUGCGAGAGGCGCAAAAGAGGAAGCCUUAUUGAAUGCAGCGGAAGAUGAAUAAGUCAGCUUCAGCUUGAUGCCUUCAGUAGAACCAGGGGUGAUCUGGCUAAAAACAAGCCUGUUCACAUCUACAACUACAACUAUAAAGAUAACUACAACUUUUACUUUGUAAAAAUCGGUGUAACUAGUAAAUGGUGCUGUUCACGUAUGAACUGUAAUGACAACAACAUGCUGAAUUAUCACUGGUAUCACAUUCAGAGGGAUUUUUCGGAACUAUAAAGUAGUAUCACUCACAGUUGUUUAGAAUGUAUUGGCGUCAUGCCCUCUGCUUGUGCUUGUGGAUGUUGAUGAGAAACAGGCGUUAUCAUUGGUCAGUGGGAAAAGGAAAUACAUUCAUAGGAAAAAGUUUGUACACCCUUGGAAAUGUCUUACAUUUCUGUCAAAAUUGGUCAUAUAGAUCUGAUAGGUCUGAUCUUCCCGGAAAUCACAAGAAGGAAGAAUCAGAGUCUGCUUUAACUAAUUCCACCCAAACCUUUACAUGUUAUCAUAUUUGUAUUGACCAUAAGAUAUAAACAUUCACAGGACAGCAGGGCACAAGUAAGUACACCCUUGCAUUUAAUAGGUUUUAACCCUCAGUUGGUCGCAAUAACCUUAACCAGAUGUUUCCUGUAGUUGCAGAUCAGAUUAACAAAACAAUCUGGAUGUGUCUCCCUCUUUGUUACAAAACUGCCCUAUGACUGUAUCUUUACAGUCCUAGUUAUCUUAAUAGUUACUGUUGUAGAUGUGAACGGGCCUUAAUGCUGCUGAUCAGAAGGGGAUCUAUUCACACCAGGACUUGGAGCUGAACACUUGUUUGGUAGUCCAUGUUAUGCCAUGAUAGUAGACGUAGAACAAGUAGGCCUAUGUGACUGGGACUCUAUGAUUUUCAAGAAAAAUGUGUUUGUAUGUAUGAUUUUAUGGUGUGAAUAUUGAUUCAUUUUGGAUUCUUAAAAAACAAACUGAUAAACUGGCUACUUGUGCGUCCUGGUUGCUUUAAGCAAGAAAUUAUGUAAGAUCUGUAUGUAUGAUUUAAUUUUAUCGGCUGGUGGGUGGGUAUUUUAUUGGGUUAUUGGGUGGUGGUAGGGUUAUGGAAGUUGUUUUAUCUCGAAAUCUGUGCAUCAUCCGGGAGUCACAGAUAAUUGCACUAUUUUUUGCUCUGUUAAUGCACAAAUUAUUUAAAUAAAUAUGAAAUCAAAGAA
Engraulis encrasicolus (European anchovy) is the source of this 2678-nucleotide messenger RNA. Its product is annotated as tapasin-like. The record is from RefSeq and is a predicted model, not a curated record. NCBI's taxonomy places the organism in Eukaryota, Metazoa, Chordata, Actinopteri, Clupeiformes, Engraulidae. The coding region runs from base 198 to 1481 and encodes 427 amino acids. The transcript is spliced from 9 exons.